Messenger RNA from Lepidothrix coronata (blue-crowned manakin), 3733 nucleotides. RefSeq names its product galanin receptor 3 (gene GALR3). The coding region runs from base 1234 to 2466 and encodes 410 amino acids. Gene Ontology annotation, cellular component: membrane. Gene Ontology annotation, molecular function: galanin receptor activity. The record is from RefSeq and is a predicted model, not a curated record. Gene Ontology annotation, biological process: neuropeptide signaling pathway; adenylate cyclase-modulating G protein-coupled receptor signaling pathway. The transcript has 2 exons. NCBI's taxonomy places the organism in Eukaryota, Metazoa, Chordata, Aves, Passeriformes, Pipridae.
GCCCUUCCUUGAAAAGGUGAGUGCUGGCUUUCCAAGCUGAGAGGUGGCCUCAGGCUCCCUGAGAAGAGAUACCCUGGUGACCAUGCAUGCCCAGAGGGAGGUCGGGCUCCUCUGCUUCAUUGAGGAGAUCUCAUGGGGCCAGAUGGAUAGUUAUCAGUAGGACAGAGGGGACAGAAGAGCCAGAGAGGCAGAGAAAGUCUUUUGGUGUGAUACACAUAGGAGCUGGGAAAACAAAGUGGCGUGAGCUGAGGCGUGGGGGACCAUGGGGUGAAGGAGCUUGCAUGACCCAAAACUGAGUUAAUUGCAUGUCAACAGUAGCUAGAUAAUGGUGUCUUUCCCUCUCAGUUAUUGCUCGGAGAAGGACAAUUUGUUCUAGUGAUAGCAAACAAGGGGAAGGCUCGUUUGGAGAUAGGCUGUGGGCACUCCCUGCCUGAGCACAGCGUUACUCAGGGCUGGAGGAAGUUUUGCAGCAGAUCACAAUACCUUGAGCUGUGGUAAUAACAUGCUUCUUCACAGUGUUUAUCGUUGUAUUUCAGGCAGCUCCUCACCAAGCUGCCACCAUCCAGCCCAUUACUACCUCUCAGUAUCAUGAAAAGGUGCCCUUAAUUGCCUCUUCUCUGCAGAGCAUAGCUACUGCACCGGGAGCAAGGAGCAGCCAUUUCCAGAGUGGAGGUGGCCCCAGUUUAAGGAGUUCCCUCGUGAUAAGAGUAUGUUGGGGUGCUGCUGCUGUGGGGUGCGAUCCAGGCAUCAGGUCCCUGCUGACGGAGGUGGCACAGCCCUGGGCUGAGUGUGCCAGGACCACUCGCAGACCAUGGGAGCCCCCUUCCCCAUGGCCUCGUGGACAAGCCCGGUUGAAUACUAGCCAGGGUUUAGACUUGCCAAAGCAAGCAAUCCCAAGAGGUUUAGCAGCCUUGGGAUUGUAGGAGGAAUAUAGAGGAGGCCAAGUGGUAGGGCAGCAGGGAUCCUUCAGGGGGCUGGGAGCACAGGAGAUGCCGUGGUGGGAAUGUGAAUUUGGGCAGGAGAAAGGGGCUUCAGCUUUGCUCAAGCCAGGUGUGAGCUGACUGAUCCCAACAACAUUCUUGCCAGCAACAUCAUGAGGAUCUUAGUGUCAUCAUUUAACCAGUUGGUUGAGAUUGGCAUCUCUGGAGAAAUAUGGGUGUCAAAGGCUAGAAUCAGGCACCUUAGAGCUUUCUCUCUUUCUUUCCAUGCAGGUCCCCACGGUCAGGUGGGGAGAUGCCAGAGGGAUGGAACAUCUCUUCUGACAGCCUGGAGCUUCAAGCAGCAGGGAUUAUUGUGCCCAUCAUCUUCUCCCUCAUCUUCCUUGGGGGUACUGUGGGGAAUGGGCUGGUGCUGGCUGUGCUGCUGCAGAAUGGCCAAGUCAAGUACACCACCACCAACCUCUUCAUCCUUAACCUGGCCGUGGCAGACUUGUGCUUCAUCAUCUGCUGUGUCCCUUUCCAGGCCACCAUUUACACCUUGGAUGGGUGGCUCUUUGGGGCCUUUGCCUGCAAGGCUGUGCAUUUCCUGAUCUACCUCACCAUGUAUGCCAGCAGCUUUACCCUGGCUGCCGUCUCCAUUGACAGGUACUUGGCCAUUCGCUAUCCACUGAAGUCCCGUGACCUCCGCACCUCCCAAAACGCAGGAGUGGCCAUUGCAGCAAUCUGGUCACUGUCGCUGCUCUUUGCAGGGCCUUACCUCAGUUACUACCAGAUAAUCCACUACCAUGGUAUGCCCAUCUGUGUCCCCAUCUGGGAGGACCAGCGCCGAAAGGUUCUGGACAUCCUCACGUUUGUCUUUGGAUACCUCCUGCCCGUGACCGUGGUGAGCCUGGCGUACAUUAGGACCGUCAAGUUCCUGUGGACCUCCGUAGACCCCAUAGAAAGAAUCUCAGAGUCCCGGAAGGCCAAGCGUAAGGUCACGAAGAUGAUUGUGGCUGUGGCCAUCCUGUUCUGCCUCUGCUGGCUGCCCCACCACCUGGUCAUCCUCUGCUUCUGGUUUGGCCACUUCCCCUUCAACCGAGCCACUUACAUUUGCCGCCUGGCUUCCCACUGCCUGUCAUACACCAACUCCUGCCUCAACCCCAUUGUCUACGCCCUCAUCUCCAAGCAUUUCCGCAAGCGUUUCAAGCAGGUCUUCACCUGCCUCUUCUUCCAGAACAAGACCAGGAAGAAGAAGAAGAGAGUUGGAAGGAAAUUCCAUAUGGUCAAUGUGGACAGAGGUUUCAUCAACAGCACCAGAGGUUUCUAUGGAGGCAACACUGAGGUGACCCAGGUCCCAGAAGACACCAGGAAGAGGGACCAUGAAGGUGCCAGUCAUGCCAGAGCAUGGACUCAGCAGCUUCAAGAUGCCAUGGUCUCUGUUAAAAAGGGGAUACUGGAGGAGGAACAUUUGGCAACAGCUUGCCAUUCCCUAGACAUGACCACUUUAAGAGGAACUCAGGAGUUUCUGACUGUUCACCACAGAUGAACUAAGUGAAGAAACACAUUUUCCAGACCGUGAGUAGCCACUCUAUUCCCAAACAGGGCAAAUAAUGUGAGGCAGAGGGGAAUGGAUGCAGCAGAGCCACCAAAAGAUCCUGUGGCAAUGGUAAACCCAUUGCCCCGCUCACCUUCACUCGCUGGCCCACAGCAUUCACCUAGGAAUGUCACAAUCCACCUAACCAGAUGCAGAAUAGAAGGACAUGUUAAUAUAAUGUCAAGUGACCUGAGCAGCAUUCCUGCAACACAUUUUAAGGACUCCAUUUCCCAACUUCCUAACUUGCUAAUUUUGUGCAACGACUUGAAACUCUGAGAGGGAGGAAACCAAAAUGAAAAUAUCCUGGUAGGAAAUCCAGGCUGUUAAGGUCACAUCAGAGCAUGGGUGGGAAGGGUGGAGUUCACAGGGACCUGAGUCUGAAUAGAGUAGCUGGAAGCCUCUCUUCCUGAGAGCCCCAAGUGGAGAAACGCUGUCCCCUGCCCACAUGCCCUUCUUUUCCUAUGUGCCAGGGGCAGCCUUCAUCCACCUCUGCCCCCUUCCCUUGCCUCUGCAUCCAGAUCAAAGGAUCUUUGCCAGUACUGAACUGGUGCACAAGGAAGUCAGCUGUCUGUGCCAACAGCUCGAUGACACAAUAUGCACAGCAUUGUUCUACCUGAUUCACCCCUCUGCUUACUUUCUGUUUGUCUUUCUCAAAUUUCUGAGGGAUUGCUGCCUCCUCUUUGAUCUGUGCUUGCUACUUGGAAUUUCAUCCCUUCCUUCUGGGGCUGAAGGUCCUCUUGCUCUCAGAGCAGUGAUGUUAUUCAGCGAUAUUAGCCCCACACACACUGUUUAUUCACUUGGCCAGACAUUUUUUUUCUAUGUGAUGAUGAAGAUGGUGAAUGAAUUGAUGGCUGUCACCAAAGCAAAAGAAAGUAACCAAGUUGCAAAAUAAGCUGUAGAGCCAGGUGACAAUUAUGGUGAGGCAAAGGAGAAAGAAACAGGCCCAUCACCCCCAUGUGCACUUAGCUCAAUCCUUAGUGCUCCUUUCUACAUGGUGGAGAAGACUUCCAGGAGAGCACAUGGCCAGCACCACUGAGGGGGUUGGGAUCUCUUCCAAGACUGGCCACUGUUGUGGGAUAGCUGUGGGACCCAUGUCCACCUGGGAGAAAAACUUUCCCCUGCUCUGUCCCUGCUGCCCCGAGCAGCUGCGGAGAAACCUUUAGCUGUGGCAGCAGCUCAAUGACACCCUGUAGCAGGGCCAAGAAUCCUCUCAGCCUGA